This is a messenger RNA of Lingula anatina, 1980 nucleotides long. Its product is annotated as voltage-dependent calcium channel type A subunit alpha-1. Gene Ontology annotation, cellular component: membrane; voltage-gated calcium channel complex. The record is from RefSeq and is a predicted model, not a curated record. Gene Ontology annotation, molecular function: calcium ion binding; high voltage-gated calcium channel activity. Gene Ontology annotation, biological process: chemical synaptic transmission; calcium ion import across plasma membrane. Lineage: Eukaryota; Metazoa; Brachiopoda; Lingulata; Lingulida; Lingulidae.
AUGUAUUUUGGAUUUAUCCAGGUAUAUGGGUGUUCCACUGGGGAGGCCUGGCAAGACAUCAUGUUGAGCUGCAUUUCGGGGGCUCCAUGUGAAGUGCCUGAAGACGAGGAGGAAUCAAAUGACUGCGGCACUGUUCUGGCAUACAUGUACUUUGUAUCAUUCGUCUUUUUCAGCUCUUUUCUUAUGCUGAACUUGUUUGUUGCUGUUAUUAUGGACAAUUUUGAUUAUUUGACACGAGAUUCCUCUAUUUUGGGACCACAUCAUUUGGAUGAGUAUAUCCGAGUUUGGUCAGAUUAUGAUCCAACUGCAUCUGGCCGGAUCUCUUACCAGGAUAUGUAUGACUUGCUAAGAAAUCUAGAACCGCCUGUAGGAUUUGGCAAGAAAUGUCCAUACAGGCUUGCCUAUAGGAAACUAAUCCGCAUGAACAUGCCUGUAGCAGAGGAUGGUACUGUGCACUUUACCACUACUCUUUUUGCCUUGGUGAGGGAAUCGCUUCAGAUAAAGAUGAGCCUAGACAAGGAAGUUUCAGCUGAUGAAAUGGAUCAAAAGGAUGAAGAACUCAGAGAUGUUAUACGGAAAAUGUGGCCCUUGCAGUCAAAGAAACCAAAGACUAUCAAGUUGUUGGUGCCACCAAAUGAAGAAUUGAAUAAUGGAAAGAUGACAGUUGGUAAGAUCUAUGCAGGCCUUCUGAUAGCAGAGAACUGGAAAGCCUACAAAGCCAGUCAGACAAGAACAAACCAUGCCAAAUCAGUCACUCCUCCACCUCCUAAAAAAGCUGAAGAGUUUAUUAAGUUUCUGCAAGAUGCAAAGAGACCCCAGUCAUUGCUGAAGAGAGUAAUGGGUGUUCUGAAGACCACGCCCACCCAGGACAGUUUUGAUAAUGGAGAUGAAUAUGGCCAUGAGCCUGGAUACAGCCCCAAUCACUUGUCUCCAUCACGGGGACUGAUUGGGACUAGCUCUCGCUCAGGAAGCAAGCAAAGCUUGCUAAGUGUGAUUGACAUGGUUCAACAAAGAGAGAAAUAUAGUGGUAGUAACAACAGCAUUGACAAACCUCACCAUGGCAACCCAGACAAAUCUUGGUCAAAUAAGCCUUUUGGCUUUUUGAGGAGAAACAGCAGCAAGAAGAAGAAACUGCAAGAACAACAGGAAGGGGAGUAUUUCAGUGACCAGAGUGAUUCAAGCAUGGAGAUAAGUGACCACACCUACUCUAGUCAAGAGCUGAUGCCCCUGCAGAGUAUGUAUAAUGGACCACGCAUAGAGGUGGAUGAGCCCUCAACAGACGCUUCAAGAAAUGACCUCUCUCUGGCCUUGACACCUGGCUACUAUGGAGAUCGCUCUGGUCUUCCUUCACCACAACAGUCACCCAGAUCUCCAAGGUCACCAGGAGGGUCACGCUUUGGAAAUAGGUCAAGGUCACCAUCCCCUCGUAGAGAAAUUGGGUUUUCUGGUGCUGUAACAGAUAUCUGUGAUGCUGCACAUACUAUUAAAGAACAUGACAGAUUGAACAGAAUGAGAAUUAAGCCGGACUCACCUCAACUUCGAGGUCGUAGUCGCAGUCGCAGCAGACCUCCCUUACAGCAGCAGAGACCAGUAAUGGGCUCGCCAGCAGCAAGCCCAGUGGGGAGCAGAGCCAGCAGCCCAGCCAGCAGUUCACGCCAAAAUCUCUACAGAACAACCUCAUUAGAGACAAGGUCACGUAGCCCGUCUCCAUCGGGCACAGCAACAUCCACUCCUCAGCAUGAAUAUUACGGGCGUGUGAACCUGACUGACAGGUCUCGUAGCCCUAGCCCUGCUACAGCCAGGAGGAAUCGCAGACUGCCCCACACACCACCGAGUAAACCCAUGACCUUGCCCCUGGGGCAAAUGAUGGACCAACCUGGUGAUGUGUAUUCUGGCAACCUGCCAAGGGUAGUCCCCUCUCCCACUGUUCCCAAAGCUAGUCCUAGUAAUAUUAAUUUCCCCUAAGUUACAGCCAUCACC